GCGGUCCAGCUCGGCCGGGCGCACGGACGCACCGCCGAGCCGACGGCCGGUGGGACGGGGCGCAGGCGCUGGGCCGGCGGGCAGCGAGCGCGAGCCAGAGCCGCGCUCAGUGAGUCGGGCGCCCGCUGCUGCCAGACUCCCGAGUGGCGCCCUCCCGCCGGUGCCAGAACCGGGCCAUGGGGGGCAGCAUGCUGGCGCGCGCCGCCUGAGGACGUCGUAACACCCUCCCCAGCUAUGGGCGCCCCGGCUUGCGCCCUCGCGUUCUUUGUGGCCGUGGCAGUCGUGAUGACCGGCGCCGUCUCCGGGUCCCCGGGCAUGGAGCAGCGCGUCGUGCGGAGAGCAGCAGAGGUCCCGGGCCCUGAGCCUGGCCAGCAGGAGCUGGUCUUUGGCAGCGGGGACACCGUGGAGCUGAGCUGCCACUGGCCCGCGGGGGCUCCCUCAGGGCCCACGGUCUGGGUGAAGGACGGCGUGGGGCUGGCGCCCUCAGAUCGCAUCCUGGUGGGGCCGCAGCGGCUGCAGGUGCUCAACGUCUCCCAUGAGGACGCCGGGGCCUACAGCUGCCGCCAGCGCCUCACGCAGAGUGUCCUGUGCCACUUCACCGUGCGCGUGACAGAUGCUCCGUCCUCAGGAGACGAUGAAGAUGGGGAAGACGAAGCUGAAGACACAGCAGGGGCCCCUUACUGGACACGGCCCGAGCGGAUGGACAAGAAGCUGCUGGCGGUGCCGGCGGCCAACACGGUUCGCUUCCGCUGCCCAGCCGCCGGCAACCCCACCCCGUCCAUCUCCUGGCUGAAGAAUGGCAAGGAGUUCCGAGGCGAGCACCGCAUCGGGGGCAUCAAGCUGCGGCACCAGCAGUGGAGCCUGGUCAUGGAGAGCGUGGUGCCUUCGGACCGCGGCAACUACACGUGCGUCGUGGAGAACAAGUUCGGCAGCAUCCGGCAGACGUACACUCUGGACGUGCUGGAGCGCUCCCCGCACCGGCCUAUCCUGCAGGCGGGGCUGCCCGCCAACCAGACGGCGGUGCUGGGCAGCGACGUGGAAUUCCACUGCAAGGUGUACAGCGACGCGCAGCCCCACAUCCAGUGGCUCAAGCACGUGGAGGUGAACGGCAGCAAAGUGGGGCCCGACGGCACACCCUAUGUCACGGUGCUCAAGACGGCGGGCGCUAACACCACCGACAAGGAGCUAGAGGUUCUGUCCUUGCGCAAUGUCACCUUUGAGGACGCGGGGGAGUACACGUGUCUGGCGGGCAAUUCUAUCGGGUUUUCCCAUCACUCUGCGUGGCUGGUGGUGCUGCCAGCUGAGGAGGAGCUGGUGGAGGCUGGUGAGGCUGGCAGUGUGUACGCAGGUGUCCUCAGCUACGGGGUGGGCUUCCUCCUCUUCAUCCUGGUGGUGGCCGCUGUGACCCUCUGCCGCCUGCGCAGCCCCCCCAAGAAGGGCCUGGGCUCGCCCGCCGUGCACAAGGUCUCCCGCUUCCCGCUCAAGCGACAGGUAACAGUGUCCUUGGAGUCCAGCUCGUCCAUGAGCUCCAACACGCCGCUGGUGCGGAUCGCCCGGCUGUCCUCGGGGGAGGGCCCCGCGCUGGCCAACGUCUCUGAGCUCGAGCUGCCCGCCGACCCCAAGUGGGAGCUGUCCCGGGCCCGGCUGACUCUGGGCAAGCCUCUCGGGGAGGGCUGCUUCGGCCAGGUGGUCAUGGCAGAGGCUAUCGGCAUCGACAAGGACCGGGCUGCCAAGCCCGUCACGGUGGCGGUGAAGAUGCUGAAAGAUGACGCCACAGAUAAGGACCUGUCGGACCUGGUGUCCGAGAUGGAGAUGAUGAAGAUGAUCGGGAAACACAAGAACAUCAUCAACCUGCUGGGCGCCUGCACGCAGGGCGGGCCCCUGUACGUGCUGGUGGAGUACGCGGCCAAGGGCAACCUGCGGGAGUACCUGCGGGCGCGGCGGCCCCCGGGCACGGACUACUCCUUCGACACUUGCCGGCUGCCCGAGGAGCAGCUCACCUUCAAGGACCUGGUUUCCUGCGCCUACCAGGUGGCGCGGGGCAUGGAGUACCUCGCCUCGCAGAAGUGCAUCCACAGGGACCUGGCCGCCCGCAACGUGCUGGUGACCGAGGACAACGUGAUGAAGAUCGCGGACUUUGGCCUGGCCCGCGACGUGCACAACCUCGACUACUACAAGAAGACCACCAAUGGCCGCCUGCCCGUGAAGUGGAUGGCGCCCGAGGCCUUGUUUGACCGCGUCUACACCCACCAGAGUGACGUCUGGUCCUUCGGUGUCCUGCUCUGGGAGAUCUUCACGCUGGGGGGCUCGCCGUACCCCGGCAUCCCCGUGGAGGAGCUCUUCAAGCUGCUGAAGGAAGGCCACCGCAUGGACAAGCCGGCCAACUGCACACACGAUCUGUACAUGAUCAUGCGUGAGUGCUGGCACGCCGUGCCCUCCCAGAGGCCCACCUUCAAGCAGCUGGUGGAAGACCUGGACCGCGUGCUCACUGUUACAUCCACCGAUGAGUACCUCGACCUGUCGGUGCCCUUCGAGCAGUACUCGCCGGGCGGCCAGGACACCCCCAGCUCCGGCUCCUCAGGGGACGACUCUGUGUUCGCCCAUGACCUGCUGCCCCCGGCCCCGCCAGGCAGCGGGGGCUCGCGGACGUGAAGGGCCGCGGCCUGCGGGCCAAGCCCCCAUCAACGUGAGAGCGGACCCCAGCCUGCCGUGCUGCCACUGGUGUGCCGUGACCAACGGGUCUCACCGGCCUGGGCUCAAGACCUGGAACAGGUGGACAGAUGGACAGACAACUUCCACAUGUGUGCAUGUGUGCACUCGUGUGUGCUCGGGGUCCCCGGCGUGCCCGCCCUGCUGUAUGGUGACCUCCUGGCCACCUGGGCCGGCAGCACCGGUGGACCGGACGUAGAAUGUAAGGGGCUUCUCCCGUGGGGUCCCUCCCCAGGCUCCCCUGACCCCCGCUGCCACCCCACAGGGAGCAUCGGGGUGGGCCGGGCUCCAGUGUCCAGAGUGGGCUGAGGCCCCCCCUCCAAGUGCCCAAGCUGAGCCUACAGGGAAGCCCCCGUGUGGCACCUUGCGCCUGGGGUGAGUGUUAGCGGCUCCCCACCUCCAGGCCUCCCCACUUCCCACCUUGACCCUCAGAGACUGAAAUUACGGGUACUUGAAGGCGGGAGCCUUUAACUUCUAUCCGAAAGGUGUAUUCCAGAAAUGAGUGUACAUUUAUAUAAAUAGAUGCUGUGUAUAUGAUAUACACAUACAUAUAUAUAUAAAUAUCUAUAUGGAAGAGGCAGGCUGGUACAACUGAGGCACGGGGCCCUGAGGGUGCAGGGGCCGGGGUGCCCUAGUCGAGCGAGGCGCCCUGGGGGCUCGCUGUUGAGACGCAAAAACCAGCAGAGGUUGGAGGGGCUUUUCUGGCACCGCAGUUUUGUUUUAAAAAUUGUUCCUGGACCUGUAUGUUUGUAAAGCUAUUUAUCGACCCCCAGAGCCUGUGUCCCCGUCACUCCCCAGGCUCCUAGCGUUCAGCCAGCUGCACGGCAGAGGCUUAAGUUUUAACUUAUUAACAGUGAGAUGGUUUAUGCUUUGUUUAGGGGCAUUGCUGAGGGUGUGUCCAGCCCACACCCCAAGGCCAGAGCCAGCCCCCGGCACCCUAAAGGGUCGUUAACAGUUCGAGAUGAUUCCGAGGGGACAUUUUAUUCCCUUUGGCCUUCUUUUGCAGAAGAAGUAGAUUUCUAUAGGAGUUUUCUUUAGGAGAUUUAUGUUUUUAGACUUCAAAGCAAGCUGGUAUUUUCAUACAGGUUCUUCUAAUUGCCACGUGUUCCAGGCAGGGAGGCAGUUUCGGGGCGGGGGGGCAGCCCUGCAUGCAGGUUCAGAUGUUAGAUGUUACAAGUUUAUAUAUAUCUAUAUAUAUAAUUUAUUGAGUUUUUACAAGACGUAGAUUUAACACUUCUUACGCAACGCUUCUAGACUUUUGUAGCCCGGACUGCUACCUUUCAAAGCUUGGGAGAGAAAGCCACAAAUUCAGUUUUGUUACUUUUUGUACUGUUAAUGGCCCUGAGUUUGGGCGGCUGUUCUCUGCUUGUCAGCGGGCUCAGGGUGGUCUCGGUUCUCAGGGCCCCCAGCCUUGUGGGGGCCAAAGGUGUUGGCCCAAACCAGCAGACGUGCUUUCCAAAAAAUAAACAGACAACUGGUUCAGA
This is a messenger RNA of Globicephala melas (long-finned pilot whale), 4193 nucleotides long. RefSeq names its product fibroblast growth factor receptor 3 (gene FGFR3). The record is from RefSeq and is a predicted model, not a curated record. Lineage: Eukaryota; Metazoa; Chordata; Mammalia; Artiodactyla; Delphinidae. Gene Ontology annotation, biological process: protein phosphorylation; positive regulation of cell population proliferation; multicellular organism development. Gene Ontology annotation, molecular function: ATP binding; fibroblast growth factor binding; fibroblast growth factor receptor activity. Gene Ontology annotation, cellular component: plasma membrane; signaling receptor complex.